AUGUCACCCCUGUUCACCAUUUUGAUCAAACCAGAGAAAAAAGCGGAACCCCUAGAAGUCCUGAUAGAUUCAGGCGCCACCUCAUCCUUCCUCCACCCCCGUACCGCGGAACUACUCCGCCUUCCACUCAUUGACCUCCCUACACCCCGUACCGUCACUAUGCUUGAUGGGUCAAGCCCCCAGGCAGGCAAGAUCUGGAAGAAGGCAGUUCUAACCUUCUCCUUUGAUGGCAAGAAGAUGACAGAGACCUUCCUUAUAUGUAACACAGGGUCUCAUGCUGCUAUCUUAGGAUUGAAAUGGUUGGAUGCCCACAACCCAGAGAUUGAUUGGAACAGGCGCACCCUUACCUUCCCUCAUACAACCCCUGAACAUGUGGCCAUUGCCGAGGAAGAGGAAGCAGAUAAGAACCCCCUUGAAGGAGUACCCUCCAAGUACCAUCAAUACGCCAAGGUAUUCGGGGAAGAAGAAUUCAACAAGCUCCCUCCACACCGGCAUUACAAUAUUGGAAUAGAACUCACGGAAGAAGGCCCCCUUAACUCCCCUCUUUACAGUAUGACAGACGCCGAGUCCGCCACACUCAAGGACUGGCUCAGGGAUGAGUUGAAAGCUGGGAAGAUCCGCCCUAGCAAAUCUUCCAUCAGUUCCCCCAUAAUGUUUGUCCCAAAAAAGGAUGGUUCCUGCCGCCUGGUUGUUGACUACCGUCGCCUUAACAAUCGCACCAAGAAAAACAUUUAUCCGCUUCCCCGCCCAGAUGAUCUUAUGGCCCAGCUCCGUGGCGCCAAGAUCUUUACCAAACUAGACUUACGAUGGGGUUACAACAAUGUGCGAGUUAAAGAAGGUGAUGAGUGGAAGACCGCAUUCCAAACCAAGUACGGCCUCUAUGAAUCCCUGGUGAUGACUUUUGGUUUGACAAACGCCCCUGCCGCCUUUCAGCAUUUCAUGAACGACUUGUUCAAGGACCUCCUGGAUGUAUGCGUCAUCAUUUACCUUGAUGACAUCCUAAUCUACUCUAAGGAUGACGCAACACACACCCAGCACGUUCAUGAAGUCCUACGGCGCUUAAUGGAGAACCAAUUGUUCUGUAAGGCAUCCAAGUGUACUUUCCACGUCACCUCAGUGGAGUAUCUAGGAAUAAUUGUAUUGGAUAAGGGAUUCAGUCUGGAUAAGCUCAAAAUCCAGGUGAUCCAAGAAUGGCCUACACCCACUAAGGUCAAAGAAGUACAAUUGUUCCUGGGUUUUGCCAAUUUCCUACGCCGCUUUGUUGCCAACUUUAGCCAUAUGGCCAGGCCAUUACAUAACCUGGUCAAAAAGGACAUACCAUGGAAAUGGGAUACUAGGGAGCAAGAAGCAUUCCAAGGGUUAAAAGACGCCAUUACCAACGCACCAGUACUAUGCCACGCCAAUCCUGCCAAACCUUAUUUCCUGGAAACGGACGCCUCAGGUGCGGCCUUAGGGUCUAUACUCAGUCAACGCCAGGAAGACAGACAAUUACACCCCUUAGGAUUCCUGUCAGAAUCGUUCAAGGGAGCGGAACAAAACUAUGAUACCCACAACAAAGAACUACUGGCUAUCAUACGAUCUUUUGAAUACUGGCGUAUAUUCCUGGAAGGAACUGCACACCCAAUCACCGUGUUUACCAAUCACCGCAAUCUGGAGUACUGGAAGGAGUCAAGAACCUUCAACCGUCGCCACGCACAAUGGCACCUUCUACUAGCCGGUUACAACUUCCAGAUUGUCUAUUGCCCCGGAAAACAAUCAGGGAAACCGGAUGCCCUUUCACGCCGUUCAGAUCACGCCAACAUUCCUCCAGCUGACCAAACCAUGCUCCCAGACCCUGUCUUUGCCAACGUUGCACUGGUCUUGCCAGAAAAAGAGUUACAACGCCAGAUUGAGCAAUCCCUAGACCAAGAUGAGUCUUUGGAGGAAAUCCUCCAAUUCCUCCAAAACAAAUCAAAGGCACCACCUUCCAUCAAACGAGCAUUCAAGGAUUAUGAAAUGGAAGCCGGGUUGUUAUUCUACCAAGGACAAAUUGUAGUACCAGAUGUAGGCACCCUAAGGACGGACUUGCUACAAAUAUUCCACAAUAGCCCCUUAGCUGGACAUCCUGGUAGACAACAAACCCUGGAAUUGGUCUUGCGCAACCACUACUGGCCUGGCAUCCGUGCGGACACCUAUUGGCACGUGGACUCCUGUGAAACUUGUCAACAAAUCAGGAAGCCCAAGUAUGCGUCUAUCCCACCUCAGCCUCUAGAACUUCCGACUAGACCCUGGCAACACGUUUCUUACAACAUGAUCGUGGACUUACCAAAGGACGGAAACUACAACUCAAUCCUGGUCAUCAUUGAUAGCUUCACCAAGUACGGGAUAUUUGUCAAAUGCUCCAAAAAGCUGAGAGCCCCGGAACUAGCGGAACUAUUCCUGGAACACGUAUGGAAACGGCACGGCAUGCCCGAGAAAACAGUCUCAGAUAGAGGGAGAGUGUUCAACAACAAGUUCCUAAAGGCGCUGUACAAACGCCUGGGAAUAGACCCCCACUUCUCCUCGGCGUAUCAUCCCCAGAGCGACGGACAGACAGAGCGAGUCAACCCUUCCAUUGAACACUUCCUAAGGGCCUAUUCGGGGGUCAACCAACGGGACUGGACUAAGUGGCUGCCAAUGGCGGAAUUUGCAUACAACAAUGCCAUGCACAGUAGUACUGGGAAAACUCCUUUCAAGGCCUUAUACGGAUGGGAACCCACCUUAACCCCGUCCAACGUACCCACAGAUGUCCCAGAAGCGGAUGAACUUGCCCAAACAAUGGAAGCACAAUGGAAGGAAGUAGAAUUGGCCCUCCGGCAAGCCAAGCAACGGAUGACAGCCGGAGAAAGCGGAAGCCCAACGGAAUUCAAAGUCGGAGAAGAAGCUUGGCUCGACGCCAAGAAUGUCAACCUCAAAACCUUAAGCCCCAAGCUAACAGAACAACGUUUGGGCCCGUUUAAGGUUACCAAGAAAAUCUCCGACCGCGCUUACCGGCUUGAACUACCCCCAACAAUGCGCAUUCACAACGUCUUCUACGUGGGGCUUCUAUCUAAGGUCAAAAGGGACAACAAACGCGCCUUUGAGAACCGCCCACCACCAGUCACCGUGGAUGGGGAAGAAGAAUACGAGGUGGAGGGGAUCACUGAUGCUGAAGAAAGGAACGGGAAAUGGUUCUUCCGAGUCAAAUGGAAGGGCUACGGAUCAGAAGAAAAUACAUGGGAGCCUCAAGAAAACUUAAAAAACGCCAAAAAAAUUUUAGAAAAAUACGAAAAGGAAAUGAAAAAGAAGGCCCUUGGCGCUGCCAAGGCCCUUAGAGGGGGGGCAGUGUCGUAG
Molecule: messenger RNA, 3351 nt
Organism: Rhizoctonia solani
Lineage: Eukaryota; Fungi; Basidiomycota; Agaricomycetes; Cantharellales; Ceratobasidiaceae
Product: Retrotransposable element Tf2 protein
Exons: 1
Coding region: 1-3351 (1116 amino acids)
Biological process (GO): DNA integration
Molecular function (GO): nucleic acid binding
Source: RefSeq, a predicted model, not a curated record